Messenger RNA from Aureobasidium musti, 258 nucleotides. Lineage: Eukaryota; Fungi; Ascomycota; Dothideomycetes; Dothideales; Saccotheciaceae. The record is from the annotation of a GenBank genome assembly.
AUGUCCGGUUUUGCAAUCAACGGCGUCUACCCAGAGUUCAAAGGGGAAACUCCUUAUAUGCCCGAAGACUUCGCAGACCAAUAUCCCAACGAUCCUGAGAGACAGAAGCAAGCAGCCGAUCGCAAGAACCAGGCCAUGGCUCANAGAAAAGAGAAGAAGUCGCACUCGUCAUUUGCAGAGACUGCUAAAGGACUGUUCAAAAGGAAGAGUCACGGAGGAAGCGAAGAUAUCGAGCUUGUGAAUGAGCAGAACAAGUGA